CCAGCGCUUCCUGCUCGCACGGGCCAUGGCGCGGCCCGUGGCCGCCUACGAGGCGGCGGUGCCGGCCCGCCCCGCCUGCACCUACACCAGCUGCUACUGCGAAGAAAACGUUUGGAAGCUUUGUGACUACAUCAGGAGUCAGGAUCGGUACCCUUUAGAAGAGUUUUAUGCUGUUUUCAUAUCCAAUGACAGGAGGAUGAUUCCCCUCUGGAAGCAGAAAUCUGGACAUGGAGAUGAGCCUGUUGUCUGGGACUACCAUGUUAUUCUACUUCAUGUUUCCAGCGGGGAGCAGAACUUCAUUUAUGAUCUUGACACAGUGUUGCCGUUUCCCUGUCCGUUUGAUGUGUACAGCGUGGAGGCCUUUAGGCUGGAUGACAGCCUUCGUCCAGAAUUUCACAGAAAAAUCAGAAUGGUUCGAGCAGAUUUGUACUUGAAGACAUUUGCUUCAGACAGAUCUCAUAUGAAGGAUGCAAAUGGGAAAUGGCAGAAACCUCCUCCUCCAUACCCUUGCAUUGAAACUGCAGACUCCAAAAUGAACUUGGAUGAUUUCAUCAGUAUGAAUCCCAAUGUGGGAUGGGGCUCAGUGUUCCCCCUUCCGGACUUUGUGCAUCGAUUUGGCAGACAGACUGAUUACAGCUACUCCUUGGAAGAACAGUGAAGUGAACAAGGAAGUUCUGCCUGCUUCUGUUUCGAGUGGAUGUGUUGUGUUUUGCUGCUCUUACAUUGUGUUUAUAGUUUACAUUUCUGUACAUGGAAUAAUUACUUGGAAAAAUAGAAUACCCAGUCAGAAAUAUCAUGAACUGAAUAAAAACUUUUAUUUUGAUUAUGUAA
Messenger RNA from Neopelma chrysocephalum (saffron-crested tyrant-manakin), 831 nucleotides. It is a transcript of the gene NTAQ1, whose product is annotated as WDYHV motif containing 1. The transcript has 6 exons. Gene Ontology annotation, molecular function: protein-N-terminal glutamine amidohydrolase activity; protein-N-terminal asparagine amidohydrolase activity. The record is from RefSeq and is a predicted model, not a curated record. Gene Ontology annotation, cellular component: cytosol; nucleus. Lineage: Eukaryota; Metazoa; Chordata; Aves; Passeriformes; Pipridae. Bases 26 to 658 code for a protein of 210 amino acids.